Dipodomys spectabilis (banner-tailed kangaroo rat) is the source of this 4264-nucleotide messenger RNA. It is a transcript of the gene Ankrd27, whose product is annotated as ankyrin repeat domain 27. Gene Ontology annotation, molecular function: guanyl-nucleotide exchange factor activity; SNARE binding. Lineage: Eukaryota; Metazoa; Chordata; Mammalia; Rodentia; Heteromyidae. Gene Ontology annotation, biological process: neuron projection morphogenesis; early endosome to late endosome transport. The record is from RefSeq and is a predicted model, not a curated record. The coding region runs from base 154 to 3336 and encodes 1060 amino acids. Gene Ontology annotation, cellular component: transport vesicle; tubular endosome; early endosome. The transcript has 29 exons.
GUAAAAAGGGGUGGGUGGUGUUGAGAGUCGCUGCGCCAGGGUGGUGGGCACCGCGGUCCCAGCCGAGACCCCACCCCCUCGGAAGGUGCUGAGGCCACCCGGAGUAAAACUAUGUAGCCGCGGGAGAGACUCUCUGACCCCUGGGAAGUCCAUAUGGCUCUGUAUGAUGAAGACAUCCUGAAAAAUCCUUUUUAUGUGGCUCUUCAGAAGGCACGGCCAGACUUGUGCAGCAGGGUGGCGCAGAUCCACGGUGUGGUCUUAGUGCCCUGCAAAGGGAGCCUGUCUAGCAACCUUAAGCCCACGUAUCAGUUCGAGUCCUACCUUUUGAUACCAGCAGAAGGACAUUUUCAGACCUUCGAUGGAAAGGAUGUCUUUAUACAAGGAAACAGGAUUAAACUAGGAGCUGGGUUUUCUUGUCUCCUCCCGGUGCCCAUCCUCUUUGAAGAGACUUUCUACAAUGAAAAAGAAGAAAGUUUCAGUAUCCUGUGUAUAGCCCAUCCUUUGGAGAAGAGGGGAGGCCCAGAAGAGCCUUCAGUGCCUUCGGAUCCAUUUUUCCUGAAAACCAUUGAAGAUGUGAGAGAAUUUUUGGGAAGACACUCUGAGAGGUUUGACAAGAACAUCGCCUGCUUCCACCGGACAUCCCGGGAAUGUGACAGAAAGAGCCUUCGUCACCUCAUAGACUCAGUGAAUGCACUCUACACCAAAUGCCUCCAGCAGCUUCUGAGAGACUCUCAUUUGAAGGUUCUUGCGAAGCAAGAAGCUCAAAUGAAUCUGAUGAAGCAGGCAGUAGAGAUGUAUGUACAUCAUGCUACCUAUGAUCGCAUCUUUAAAUCCGUGGGGACCAUGGAAGCAAGUGAGGAUGCUGCCUUUAACAAAAUCACAAGAAGCCUUCAAGAUCUUCAGCAGAAAGAUCUUGGUGUAAAACCUGAGUUCAGCUUCAACAUCCCUCGUGCGAAGAGAGAGCUGGCCCAGCUGAACAAAUGCACCUCCCCACAGCAGAAGCUGCUCUGCCUGAGGAAGGUGAUACAGCUCAUCACCCAGUCUCCCAGCCACAGAGUUAACUUGGAGACCAUGUGUGCCGAUGAUCUUCUAUCAGUCCUGUUGUAUUUGCUUGUGAAGACAGAAAUCCCUAAUUGGAUGGCAAAUUUGAGUUAUAUGAAAAGCUUCCGAUUCUGCAGCUCAGCGAAAGAUGAAUUGGGAUACUGCCUGACCUCCAUUGAGGCUGCAAUCCAGUAUAUCCGCCAAGGGAGCCUGUCUGCAAAGCCACCUGAGUCUGAAGGAUUGGGGGACAGACUGUUCCUUAAGCAGAAAAUGAACUUCUUGUCACAGAUGGCUUCCACUCCUACUGACUGCCUGUUUAAGCACAUUGCAUCCGGUAACCAGAAGGAAGUGGAAAAGCUUCUGAGCCAACAGGACUGUGACAGGGAUGUCAUUCAGAAAAUGUGCCACCCGCUGUGUUUCUGUGAUGACUGCGAGAAACUUGUGUCUGGCAGGAUGAACGAUCCCUCAGUUGUCACUCCAUUCUCCAGAGAUGACAGUGGCUACACGCCUCUCCACAUGGCUGCUCUGUGCGGACAGGCGUCACUCGUUGACCUGCUGGUGUCCAAGGGCGCGGCAGUGAAUGCCACAGACUACCAUGGUGCUACCCCGCUGCACCUGGCAUGUCAGAAGGGCUAUCAAAGCGUGACGCUCCUGUUGCUUCACUACAAGGCCAGUACCGACAUCCAGGACAACAACGGCCACACCCCACUCCACCUGGCCUGCACCCACGGCCAUGAGGACUGUGUGAAGGCGCUGGUAUACUAUGACGCGCAGUCGUGCCGACUGGACAUCAGCAACGAGAAAGGAGACACACCUCUCCACAUAGCUGCGCGUUGGGGUUACCAAGGCAUCAUCGAGACGCUCCUGCAGAAUGGGGCUCCCACGGAUGUCCAGAACAGAAUGAAAGAAACACCACUGCAGUGUGCAUUAAACGCAAAGAUUCUGUCUGUAAUGCAAGCCCACCAGCUGCCCUCAGACAGGAGGCCCACACUUGGUGAGGUCCCUUCCCAGUCCCCUCAGCGCUCCAUGGACUCCGUCAGCCAGGACUCAUCCACCUCCAGCUUCUCCUCAGCAUUGGUGAGCUCUCGGCAAGAAGAGGCCAAGAAGGACUUCAGAGAGGUAGAAAAACUAUUAAGAGCUGUUGCAGACGGAGAUCUAGAAAUGGUGCGCUACCUUCUGGAGUGGACAGAGGAGGACCUGGAUGAAGCCGAUGAUGCUGUUGGUGUGGCAGGUGUGGAAUUCUGCCACCCCUUGUGCCAGUGCCCAAAGUGUGCUCCGGCUCAGAAGAAGCUGGCCAAGGUUCCUGCCAGUGGGCUGGGGGUGAACGUGACCAAUCAAGACGGUGCCUCCCCCCUGCAUGUGGCUGCCCUUCAUGGCCGGGCCGACCUCGUUCUCCUCCUGUUGAAGCAUGGCGCCAGCCCAAGUGCUAGAGACAAGGCGCAAGCCACACCCCUCCACCUGGCCUGCCGGAAGGGCCACUUUGAGGUGGUGAAAUGUCUGCUGGACUCAAAUGUGAAGCCUGAUAAAAAGGACCUGAGCGGGAACACACCCCUGAUUUGUGCCUGUGCUGAGGGCCAUCACGAAGUUGCAGCACUACUGUUACAGCAUGGGGCCUCUAUGAAUGCUUCAAACAGUAAGGGCAACACGGCCCUGCACGAGGCAGUGAUAGGAAACCAUGUGUUCGUGGUGGAGCUGCUUCUGCUCCACGGAGCAUCGGUUCAUAUCAUGAACAAGAGGCAGCGCACAGCCAUAGACUGCGCUGACCAGAAGUCAAAAAUCAUGGAGUUACUUCAGGUAGUACCAAGUUGUGUGACCUCCUUAGACGAUGUUUCAGAAUCAGACGCCGGGGAAUACGUGACUGUCAAGAUCCGGAAAAAGUGGAACUCAACACUGUAUGAUCUCCCUGAUGAGCCUUUUACAAGACAGUUUUACUGCGGGCCCUCGGUUGGUGGAUCUGAUUUUAGGAAAAAAACUUCAAAGGAGAUUAUGGCAAGAGGUAGAAGUGUCCCUAAUUUUACUGAGCCAGAGAAGCAAGGAGUCACAGGGAAGCAGAGCCACCCACCAGAGCCACCCAGAGGUGCAGCUGCAGACAGAGGAGACGAGGGGCCUGCGCAGAGUGCUGGGCUGAGGCCAGCUGUUCCGGCGCCUGAGUGUGUUAUCCACAGAGACACAGUGAACGACACACCAGACCCGCAGACGCCUGAGACCCUUAGCCAGCCGGCCGCGUCCCCAGAGCCCAGCCUCUCCCCAUCUAAGCCAUCAGAAGGAACUGACAGGCCUGCUACCAAGGUGUGAGAUGAGAUGCUGUGGGAGAAUGUGGCUUGGAAAUUACGAUGCUUAUAAAGAGACUUGACAGACUUUAUGCCCACCAUGGGAGAAAAUCAAGAGUUUUUCUAUGGCUGGGGGCAAGAGGGUGAGCAAGAAAAACAGCCACCAUUGAGUGAAGCUAAUGUAUGACAACCCUGAAUCCAGAUCCUUCAUCCCAGAUGUUUCUAAGUAAAACAAUUUCCUGGUUAGGGGAUAGGUUUUGGUGUCAGACUCUGCCGGCCUUGGUUCCAAAGGCACCCAGCCACCAGGAACAGCAGAAAUGGGCAAACCCUGAGAGGAGCUGAAAGACAUUGCCUGAGGCUGGGGAAGCCGGGGAAGAAUGGUUCCUCAAAAGAAGAAUGGAACCUUUGGAAGCCACUGGAGUCCCUGGUGGCCGCUCCUUUCAGUGCCAGGUGGCGGGGAGCCCUGGCCUGCCCCACCUGGCCUGCCCCAUGCAUCAGGAGACGCCGCCAUGAGCACACACCGUCCCAUGGCAGACGCACUGUUACGCCGCACGCAGCCCGGCCCGCCAGCCGCAGAUGGUCACUAGCACGUACAUUUGGCACGUGUUUCCUUCGUCUUGAUUCACAUUCACACGUACAGCACAAAGCAGGUCAAAGUUACUUUUUGAGUUCAGGUGUCUUGUCCCUUCCUCCUUUUUAUGGAUUUCUAUAGAUGACACUAUUUUUCUGUUGUUCCUGGCCCAGCGCUGCGCCCGUGGGGCUUGUUCGAGUCCAUUCCCUGUAGCUGUGGGAUGAGGAUGGCUCUGCAUGUCCUUGGAAACACUUGUGUCUGUACAGAGGAAAAAGGCUGCAGUAUUUUUCUACAAAGUAAUUUAUGAUUUCUAAUUUUCUAACGUGCCUUGGAUGUGUGCCAAAUGAUGGAGAGGAAACAGUAAACGCUGAUUGCUGAGUGA